CAUUUGUCAUAAUUGAAAUUAAGUCAUUCAAGAUUUCCAACCAUUCCGGUUUUAUAUCCGAAGUCUUUUUUAUUUGUUAGUGUAUUGAAAUAUCGCAAAAGUAAGAUACACUCAGUCCUAAAUGUCGAAAAGUGAAGGCCAAUCGGGGGAAGCACCCCAAUUUAUAGCUCCUGUAAUACAGGAUAACCCCACGGGAUGGGGCCCAUGUGAAAUGCCUGAUCAGUUCAGAGAUAUGCCAUAUCAACCAUUCAGCAAAGGGGAUCGUCUGGGCAAAAUAAGUGACUGGACUGGAGCCAACUUUCAGGAUAAAAAAUAUGCAAUUAAAUACGCUUCCCAGUUUGGUUCUGGUAGUCAGUACGCUUACUAUCAUGAGGAAGAUGAAAGUACAUUCCAUCUUGUGGACACAACUCGCGUACAGAAACCUCCAUACCAGAGAGGAAGAUUCCGUCCUAAUCAACGCAAUAUGCGAGGAAGAGGUGGAAGGGGCGCUGCUCAAACUGGAGUCAUGCAAUCUCUUGGCAAGAACGUUAAGGCUAGAGACACCUACAAGAGGAAUCAGUUGAAGAAGUGGGGUCAAGGAAGGCCUCAAAUUAAAAUAAGGGAUGCGUCAGUCACUGUGAAGCCAGAUUGGGUCACAAUUGAAGAAAUGGACUUUCCUAGAUUGGGAAAAUUGUCUCUACCUGGUAUUAAAGAUGGUGAAGAUAUUAUGCUUUGUGGUGAACUUGAAUAUUACGACAAAGCAUACGACCGUGUUAAUGUUAAAAAUGAGAAACCUCUUCAAAGUGUUAACAGAAUCUUCCACACAGUGACCACAACUGAUGAUCCUAUCAUCCGUAAACUAUCCAAAACUGAGGGUAACGUUUAUGCUACCGAUACAAUCUUAGCAACUAUUAUGUGCUGCACUAGGUCUAAUUAUUCCUGGGAUAUUGUUAUUGAGAAGAUCGGAGAUAAGUUGUUCUUCGACAAGAGGGACAAUACGGAAUUCGACUUAUUGACUGUUAAUGAAACCUCAGUUGAACCCCCCCAAGAUGACAGUAGUGUAUUGAACUCUCCAAGAGAUUUGGCGUUGGAAGCCACCUUUAUAAAUCAUAAUUUCAGCCAACAGGUUUUGAGGACUGGACCAGGCGAGCCCAAGUAUAAGUUUGAAAACCCAAAUCCUUUCAUUUCUGAUGAGGAAGAAGGUGAAAUCGCUAGCGUUGGUUACAGAUACAGAAAAUGGGACCUUGGUAGUGGAAUUGUUCUAGUUGCCAGAUGUGAGCACGACGCCAUGGUCCAAACACCAAACGGAGAACUCCAAUUUUUGACCAUAAAAGCUCUGAACGAAUGGGACUCGAAACUAGCCAACGGUGUUGAAUGGAGACAGAAGUUGGACACUCAGAGGGGAGCCGUAUUGGCCAACGAACUGAGGAACAACGCUUGCAAACUGGCAAAAUGGACUGUGCAAGCCCUCCUCGCCGGCAGCGACCAGAUCAAAUUCGGUUAUGUUUCCAGGGCUCACGUUAGGAAUAGCAGCAAGCACGUGAUCUUGGGUACCCAGCAGUACAAGCCCCACGAGUUCGCCACCCAGAUCAAUUUGAACAUGGAUAACGCCUGGGGUAUUUUGAGGUGUAUCGUGGACAUCGUUAUGAAACAGAAAGACGGGAAAUAUCUCAUCAUGAAGGAUCCCAACAAGCCUAUGAUCCGUUUGUAUGAUAUUCCCGACAACACCUUCGAGUCUGAUGGUGAAUCUGAGAGCGACGAUGAAGUUCCCCAGGACUCUGCUGCUUUCCAGGGUCUCUACCCUUAUAAUAAGAAUUAAAUUAACCGUUUUGUUUAUACGAAUAAAACUUAUGGUGUAUGUGGAAAUAUUUUAAUAAUAUAACAUUCGUCGAACUAAA
Messenger RNA from Coccinella septempunctata (seven-spotted ladybird), 1877 nucleotides. It is a transcript of the gene eIF3d1, whose product is annotated as eukaryotic translation initiation factor 3 subunit D. Gene Ontology annotation, cellular component: cytoplasm; eukaryotic translation initiation factor 3 complex. Gene Ontology annotation, biological process: translational initiation. The coding region runs from base 122 to 1798 and encodes 558 amino acids. The record is from RefSeq and is a predicted model, not a curated record. Lineage: Eukaryota; Metazoa; Arthropoda; Insecta; Coleoptera; Coccinellidae. Gene Ontology annotation, molecular function: translation initiation factor activity. The transcript has 7 exons.